Rotaria sordida is the source of this 2787-nucleotide messenger RNA. Lineage: Eukaryota; Metazoa; Rotifera; Eurotatoria; Philodinida; Philodinidae. The record is from the annotation of a GenBank genome assembly.
AUGCAACAUGGAACUUUAAUACUUGAAGAUGGUUCUGAAUUCAAUGGUUUUAUAUUUGGAGCGUCAGCUAAUGCUACCGGUGAAGUCGUCUUUCAAACUGGUAUGGUUGGUUACAUUGAAUCAUUGACUGAUCCAUCUUAUUGUGGACAAAUUCUAGUUCUUACUUUUCCACUUAUUGGCAACUAUGGUGUACCCGAUGAAAAAGCUGUUGAUGGUUUUGGUAUACAGCGAUGGGUUGAAUCAAAUAAAAUCCAUGCAUCAGGAUUAAUUGUUAGUGAUUAUACAGAACAGUAUAGUCAUUGGAAUGCUGUUGAAUCUCUUUCAUCAUGGCUAAAAAAACAUAAUAUUCCUGGUCUUUAUGGAAUUGAUACACGUACAUUAACUAAAAAGCUUCGUAACCAUGGAACAAUGCUCGGAAAAAUUGUUAUGAAAGGAACUGAUCCAACAUCAAUUCAAUUUCAAGAUCAAAUUGAAGCUAAUCUUAUGAUACAAGUUUCUAUUCAAAAACCAUACGUAAUCAAUCCAACAGGAAACAUAUCUAUUGCUUGUAUUAAUUGUGGUAUGAAAAAUAAUCAAUUACGAAUUUUAUGUCAACUCGGUGGAAAAGUAACAGUCUUUCCAUGGAAUUAUUCUGUUAAGCCAGAUGAAUUUGAUGGUUUAUUUUUGAGUAGUGGUCCCGGUGAUCCAGAAAUUCAAUGUCCAGAAACUAUUAAAAUUAUUAAAUCAUGGAUUACAAGUGAAAUUAUUAAACCGGUAUUUGGUAUUGGUCUCGGACAUCAAUUAAUGGCUUUAGCUGCUGGAAUGACAAUAAAAAAACUUAAAUAUGGACAUCGAGGUCAUAAUCAACCAUGUUUAUUAGAAGGAACUCCAUAUUGUUUUAUAACAUCAGAAAAUCAUCGUUUUGCUGUUCGAACAUUAGCUAAAGAUUGGAGUGUUUUAUUUACAAAUCAAAAUGAUCAAUCAAAGGAAGGCAUUAUUCAUGAUUCAAAACCAUUUUUUAGUGUUCAAUUUUAUCCAGAACAUUAUACCGGAACACAUGAUACAAAAAAUUUAUUUGAAAUAUUUCUUGAUAUUGUUCAAUCAUAUAAAUCAACUAAACCAAUUAAUACUGAAAAGUAUUUAGUUGUACAAUUAACAAAACGUGUUAGUGAUGCUAAUGCACCAUCACCAGCAUUUUUUAAGCGAGUAAACAAAGUUUUAAUAUUAGGUGGUGAUGAUUUAACUAUUGGACAAGAAGGAGAAUUUGAUUAUUCUGAAAAACAAGCAAUUAAAGCAAUGAAAACAGAAAAUAUUAAAACUGUAUUAAUCAAUUCAAAUUAUGAUAUAGCUCUAACAUCAAAAGAACUUUCGGAUAAUGUCGUAUCUGUACCAAGAACACCAACUCCCAGUUUUGGUAAAGAAACGGCAUUAAAUUGUGGUGUUAAAUUACAUGAAGAAGGUAUUCUUCAAAAAUAUUCAUGUAAUAUAUUAGGAACACCGGUUCAAUCAAUUCAAAUUACUACAGAUCGAUGUUUAUUUACACAAAAAAUGUCUGAUAUUGGAGAAAAAGUUGUACCACAUAAAGUUGUUGAAUCUCUUGAAGAGGCAUUGAUAUCAGCUGAACAACUUGGUUAUCCAGUUGUUGUUCGUGCUACUUUUUCUGAGAGUCAACGUAUAUCAUGUUAUGUUGAUAAUCGUGAAGAAUUAAUUUCUUUAGUUCCUUCAAUAUUAACUGAUUUAUCACACUCAUUAAUUGAUAAAUCACAAUCAUCAAUUGAUAAAACACUUAAAGGUUGGAAAAAAAUUGGAUAUGAAGUUGUUCGAGAUCAAUAUGAUAAUUGUAUUGUUAUAUGUAAUAUGGAAAAUAUGGAUCCAUUACCACUUCGUACUGAUUAUUCAAUUGUUAUUGCACCAAGUCAAACAUUAUCAAGUGAUGAAUAUAAUUUAUUACGAAGUGUAUCAAUUAAAGUUGUUCGUCAUUUGGGUAUUAUUGGUACAUGUAAUGUACAAUUUGCAUUAAAUCCAUUAUGUAUGGAAUAUUAUAUAAUUAAAGUAAAUGCAGGGUUAUCUUGUUCAUCUGAAUUUGCAUCAAAAGCAACUGGUUAUCCAUUAGCAUAUAUAACAGCUAAACUUGUACUUGGAUUAAAUUUAGUUGAAUUGACAAAUAAUAUAACGAAUCAAACGUGUGCUUGUUUUGAACCAAGUCUCGAUUAUAUAGUAAUUUUAAUUCCAAAAUGGAAUUUAGAUAAAUAUGAUCAAUAUUCAAACAAAAUCGAAAGUAGUUCAAAAAAAAGUACCGAUGGAGUUACCGAUGGAGAUAAAUCCAUCGGUAGAUCAUUCGAGGAAGCUUUUCAAAAUGCUCUACGAAUGGUCGAUCACGACAUAAUUAGUUUUCAUUCAGAUGCACCAACUAUUGCAGAUGAAGAAUUAACAAUUUGUCGUGCUGAACGUGUUCUCAAUAUAGCAACAGCUAUUCGUCAAGGUUAUACAAUAGAACGUCUAUUCGAUUUAACAAAAAUUGAUCGAUGGUAUUUAUACAAAUUUGAAGCAAUUAUUAAAUUUAUUGUUGAACAUUCUCAUCCAUCAACUAUUAAACAUAAAUUCAUUUUACGUGAAGCAAAACAUUUAGGCUUUUCCGAUCAACAAAUUGUUAAAUACUCACGUAUUACUGAACUUAAACUUCGUGUAUUAUAUGACCAAUAUGGUAUUCAACCAUUUCGGAAACAAAUUGAUACACUUUCAGGUGAAUAUCCAGCAGCAAUAAAUUACAUUUAUUACACUUAUGAUGGACAGGACGACGAUACAUAA